This is a messenger RNA of Sinocyclocheilus anshuiensis, 1658 nucleotides long. RefSeq names its product G protein-activated inward rectifier potassium channel 1-like. NCBI's taxonomy places the organism in Eukaryota, Metazoa, Chordata, Actinopteri, Cypriniformes, Cyprinidae. The record is from RefSeq and is a predicted model, not a curated record. Gene Ontology annotation, biological process: potassium ion import across plasma membrane; regulation of monoatomic ion transmembrane transport. The transcript has 3 exons. Gene Ontology annotation, cellular component: plasma membrane. The coding region runs from base 296 to 1612 and encodes 438 amino acids. Gene Ontology annotation, molecular function: G-protein activated inward rectifier potassium channel activity.
GUCAGUUCAGAUUCAGUGUCGCAGUUUAUCUACACUCCACAUCUCCAAGCUGAGAGAAGUUGCGAGAAGGACACGCGAGCACUUGCUUUAUUUUUACUAAAUUACUUUUUUUUUUUUUGCACAUCCAUACAUUUUAAUAAUUUGUGGAUAACAUAAAUAAUCUUAACUGAAAGGCUGCAAGAGAGUGAAGUUGUCGAUCUAUGGAGCGCUACGCCGUACGUGUGGAUACACACCAGCGCGAAACUUAAGACAUAUCCUUCUAGCGUAUUUACCUGACAAUUGUGGCUCGCGCAUCAUGUCUACGAUCAGGCGAAAAUUCGGCGAAGACUAUCAGGUGGUUAACACCAACCGGGCAAUGUCCUUUUCUGCCCCGGCCAAAAGAAAGCGCCAGAGGUUCGUAGAGAAAAACGGGCGAUGCAAUGUCCAGCACGGUAACCUUGGCGGUGAGACCAGUAGGUACAUCUCCGACCUCUUCACCACGCUCGUUGACCUCAAGUGGCGCUGGAACCUGCUUAUUUUCCUUUUAACGUACACAGUCGCGUGGCUCAUCAUGGCAUCUAUGUGGUGGAUCAUCGCGUACAUCCGCGGGGACCUCGGCCACGGCCACGACGAAUCGUACACGCCGUGCGUCGCCAACGUUUACAACUUUCCCUCCGCUUUCCUGUUCUUCAUCGAGACUGAGGCGACUAUAGGCUACGGGUACCGAUACAUAACGGAGAAGUGCCCGGAGGGCAUCAUACUUUUCCUGUUCCAGUCGCUGCUGGGCUCGAUCGUGGACGCCUUUCUCAUCGGCUGUAUGUUCAUUAAGAUGUCUCAGCCCAAGAAACGCGCAGAGACCCUCAUGUUCAGCCAGGACGCGGUCAUCUCACAACGGGACGGGAAGCUCUGCCUCAUGUUUAGGGUCGGGAAUCUCAGGAAUAGCCACAUGGUGUCGGCGCAGAUCAGGUGCAAGCUCAUCAAGGUUUUGCACUUGUGCAUGACGUGCCAGGCGCGAACUUCUUACACAGAGGACGAAGUUCUGUGGGGUCACCGCUUCCUACCUGUCAUGUCACUGGAGGAGGGAUUCUUCAGGGUGGAUUACUCUCAGUUCCACAACACGUUUGAGGUGCCCACUCCUCCAUACAGUGUGAAAGAGCAAGAUGAAAAGUCCUCCCUGCCCUCCCCCGGUCCUGUACUCUCCCCCACAUUGCUUGAUGAUCGUAGUCGCAGAGAGCACAUCUUCUCUUUAGAUGGGGUUCCUCACACCGAUGAACCCGUGACCAAAUUACCCAGCAAGCUCCAGCGUAUGAGCUCCAAGAAUGGAAAAGAGGUCCUAAAAACUGGAAGCACGCUGCCAACGGAAAAGGCCUCCAGCACGGGUGAUCUGCCCCUCAGGGUUCAGCGACUUGGGUCCCUUGUGGGUCAAGCAGAGGUGGAAAAUCAGCUCCAGCUCAAAACUCUUAAGCUGAGUUCAGAAACCCACACCCAGUCGGCAGGAGAACUGGAGCAUCACAGACUGGUCCCAAUACCUGCUCCGGUCCCAGGGCUGAGCCUUAAUCCAUUGCCUGCAUCCAGUGGCCGACCAGAGGACAACCUCCCCCCAAAAUUACGCAGAAUGAAUGCAGACCACUGAAUGGGUCUUUAUUUCUCACACAGAGAUGAACAUUGAGGCUUAGAAG